Messenger RNA from Durotheca rogersii, 1370 nucleotides. RefSeq lists its product as uncharacterized. Bases 57 to 1283 code for a protein of 408 amino acids. The record is from RefSeq and is a predicted model, not a curated record. Lineage: Eukaryota; Fungi; Ascomycota; Sordariomycetes; Xylariales; Xylariaceae. The transcript has 5 exons.
CUUUCUCCCGACGGGCGUAGCAGAUCUGCUGAGCAGCUAUAAGCGCCCAGACGAAGAUGGAGUCUUCCCUUUACGGAUUCCUCUCUCGCGUAGAGAAACGGCAGUCCCUCGAGGGGCCGGGGCUGCCCUCUGGAGACGUCAACAACGGCUACCCCUAUUCCCCCCUUCAGCAGGGAGGCAUCUUCAUCCUGUUCUUCUUUCCCGCCAUUGCCCUCGUUGUUAUCUUCUUAAGAGUUUACGGGAGAGUGAGAAGUAGGCAGUUCGGAUGGGAUGACGCUCUAGCAUGCUUAGCCAUGGCGUUCUCGGUCGCUGAGACUGGGUGUUCUUACAUGGCCAUGCGGACCGCCUUCCUAGGCGUCCACGUCUACGAUAUUCCGAUGGGCGCGGACGUUAGCCUCGGGAUGUUUUGGAACUACGUGAUCCAGAUCCUGUACAAUCCGAUCCUCGCCAUCGUCAAGUCUUCGGUCCUCGUGUUCCUACUGCGGAUAGGCGGGCAGCGGCGGAAGAUCAGAUACUCGAUCCACGCGCUCAACGUGUUCAACGUCGGGCUCAUGGUCGCCAUCUUUGUCACCGUAAUCUUCCAAUGCUCGCCCAUCCCCUAUUUCUGGCAGCGGAUCACAGACCCAACAUUGGAAGGGAGAUGCGUCGAUACCGGAAUAUUCUACGUCGCGACCGCCGGCUUGACAAUUUUCACGGACGUACUCGUCCUCGCCCUCCCGUUCUGGAUCUUCAUGGGGCUCAAAAUGGCACCCAAGGUCAAGCUAGCUAUCAUGGCCGUAUUCCUCCUGGGAGGGGUGGUUACCGUUGUCAGUAUCCUUCGGAUGCUGUGGAUCAUCGAGACUUCUCUUUACCCGAUGAAAUACGACUACUCCUACGAUAUCCGAUUCACGUACUCGGCGGUGGAAACGAACUUGGCAAUAAUCAGCGCCUCGGGGCCGGCCCUGCGGCCUCUGUUCAUGGUCUGGUUUCCCCGGUUCUUCUCUUCGCUCCGCGGCACAACCAACCCGAAUUACCGUUACCGCGAUGCUGCCUACGCACUGAACGACACGGAAAAUGCCAAGAAGUCCGCAACGAGAACGGGGACGCACGGGAAUAGCUCGAAGUCGGAGCAUACCUACACGCCGGCUUUCAUGCUCAAGGAUACCAAGAGACGGACAGAGAUACGGGGCCACUCGCCCACCGACAGCGAGGAGGAGAUCAUGACGUACAACGGCAUCGUACGGACGACCGAGGUCGACAUCCAGUACGGCGUAAAGCCGCCGCCGUCUCCCCGUGAAAAAUGAGGAAGGGGGUGUUAAGGGGGUGUUGUUAGCAGGGCUCUCUCUUUUCCUUCGAGGCCGAAGCCUGCUAGCGUGUACAUUAGGUGCGAU